This is a messenger RNA of Glycine soja, 4805 nucleotides long. RefSeq lists its product as uncharacterized. The transcript is spliced from 7 exons. Bases 1356 to 4154 code for a protein of 932 amino acids. NCBI's taxonomy places the organism in Eukaryota, Viridiplantae, Streptophyta, Magnoliopsida, Fabales, Fabaceae. The record is from RefSeq and is a predicted model, not a curated record.
UGAUGAUUUUGAUGUUGAAAAUGAAAACUGAACAGAAAAUGGUGACACCCCUAAAACACAGAUAUAUUUUUUUCUCCGUAGAAUUUGACAAACACAAACACAAAAAGUUCAUCGUAUAUGGGCCCACACCUCUACCAAACUGUCCCAACUCUCACGUAUUCUUCUUCCUCUUCUGCCACACACCAAACACCACCAACAACAACGUCGUAAAAGUUCUUCCCUUUCACUUUCUCACAAUCCCAUAGUAACCUUCUCUUCUUUCUGCCACUUUUUCUCAGUCUUUAAUGGCUGCCCGCAUCAAAAUUCCGCGUUAAACAAUCGUGGGCCGGUGCAAGUUAGCAUUUUUCUUAUCUUUUGGGGUGUCAAAAAGAUACCCAAUAGGAAAAGUCUUUUUUCUUCUUCUUUUGGGGUGCUUUUUUUUUUGUCAAAUUUGAUUCCAGUUUCACCCUCCAAACAUUGUUCUGUGAGAAUAUAGUGUUUCACAAGGCAUUUUUUUUUUCUCUUUCUCUAUCUUUUUGUGUCUUAGUGAAAGUGAAACUGAGGCUGAGGGAGAGUUUUAAUGAUGCAGAUUGGUUUUUUGUUUUGUGUUAGAGUUUCAGUGAGAAUGGUGUGCAAGAGUUCACAGUUGAGUGAGAAUGUCUUGGGAAACUCCUCUAUGAUGAUGUGUUGUUGCUAACUUACUGGGGAACUACUUGGAUGCUUCUUCUGUGGUGAAAGAAGAUAAAAUGCACUGUUGAUCAUGGUUCAGCUAUGCUGAAAUUAUGGAGUUCUGCUUGAAUCGGUGAUUGUGAGAUUUGGAUUUGACAGUGCUGGGGUCAAGCUUUUGUGUGUGAAGCUUUUUUUUCUUUUCUUGUUAUUAUCAAACUUUUCCAUUACGUUUAAUCAUUCAACUUUCUUUUUCCCCUAUUGGAAGAAAGGGGGGGAUUCACUGAAUAAGGGUGGCUAGGUGUCUCAAUUGCCUUUUUUUUCUUUGAUGGGAAGAGUGGACUGCAAUUUUCAGCUUUUUUCUGUGGAACCUGUUCUGGUUAUGGUCUGUACAUGAAGAAAGAAGGCAUUGAUACCUUUCCCUCCAAAGAAAUCUUAUAUUGCUUCUCUGAGAUUCACUCGUUAGGGAAACUUGGGGGAGUGAAAUUAGAAUUCCUAGAUGCUUUGAGAGUGAACUCACCGAGCUGCAUCUUAGCCUUUUGCUCCUUCAGGAUGUUGAGUUAAAAACAGCCGGGAUUAUAGGUUGUGCAAGAUUACACCUGUGAGCAGUUUGUAUGAACAUAGGCAACAUAAGGUCAAUAUUACCUUAUUAGCAUCCCUAGAAAAGGGAAAUAAGGAAAAACGGAAGUGAACUGCACCAACCGAUCAUUAUGGCAAAGAGGUCCCAAAGAUUCCCUGUGAAUUAUGAGAAAGAUCAGUCAGGAUGUAUGUGGGGUUUUAUUAGUAUAUUUGAUUUUCGUCAUGCCCGCUUUACUCGGAAGUUGAUCGCGGAUAGGAGGCAUGGCAGCAAGCAUGCUGUUGCUGCUGCACUUACCAAGAACAAGUUCGAAGUGUUGAGCAAUUUAGAUGAAGAAUAUGAAGGCAAUAUUGACAGAGUAGAGAGUAAGAGACUAAUACCAGCAACUGAUGCUGAUAAGCUUAGUGUAAAGAAACUCAUAGAAGAAGAGAUGAUCAUUGACCAGGAUGAAAUAAAGGAUCAAGGUAAUGCUGAUGUAGAAUCAAAGCAAUCCAGAUUAGGGCAUGAAGACCCCCCAAAGAAAGAAUCCAAAAGAAAAAAGAAAUCUCGCAAGAAAAGCCGUGAUAUGGAUAGUCAUGAUUUGAAUUCAGCUGCAACCUUGAAAUCUGAAUUUUCACAUAAACAGCAUUCAAGACAACAGUCAAAAGAUAAUCUAGAUUUGGACAAAAUAAUGAAUGAUUUUUGUCAUGUUGAAGCUGCUUGUUCCAUGAUGAAUGACAAUGAUGGCAAAAUUGAUGCACAGUCAAACCAAAAGCAUGCUAUCUCUGAAAACCUUGCUAAUGCAAUCCAUGAAUUUGCAAAUCAGAUGAGAUUGAAUGGGAAAGAUCUGCCUGAAGAUGGACAAUUCCUGAGCUCACGUGAACUCAUGGAAGCAUUUCAGGUUAUAAGUUCAGAUAAGCAAUUGUUUCUUAAACUUCUACAAGACCCAAAUUCACAUUUAUUGAAAUACAUUCAGGAGUUGGAAAGUGCUCAAGGGAGAGGUGGCAAAGAAUGCAGUUCAGUUGUCAGCUCCAACUGCUCUGAACAAGAACUUGUUAAUCUGAAAGAAACUAGGGAGAUUUCCAACCGCAAGCAUCGUAACUUUUUCAGAAAAAGGGUGAAGUCUCAACCAAAAGAUUCAACAAAUGAAAAUGGGAAAACUGAAUUUUCAAAUAGAAUUGUCAUUCUGAAACCUGCACUAACAGGCAUGCAAAUUUCUGAAAGUGGAAACAACCUUGCCUCAUCACUAGAUUCUCAUGACAUUGCCCAGUACAGGAAUCCUUCAGUGAGAGUUGGUUCACAUUUUUCUCUUACAGAGAUAAAAAGGAAAUUGAAACAUGCUAUGGGAAAGGAGAGGCAUGGAAACCCUGAAUUGAUCCCACGCAAACUCCCUGUUGAACGUCAAAAUAAGGUGCCAAGAGGCAAAUGCAAAGAUAAUGCUGGAAUGAGAUCUCCUAAUAAAGACCAUUUCUUCAUUGAAAAAAUUGCAAGACCUAUGUUUGAUGUUGUGAAAGGAAACAAGACUGGUACAUUGAAAGACUCUGAAUUGAAUGUGGAACAUGAAAGUGGUAUUCCCAACCAAAGUGUUUCAAACAUAUAUAUUGAGGCUAGGAAACAUCUGUGUGAGAUGCUAGAUAAUGCUGAUGAGAGCACAAACAUUUCAAGCAGGCAGAUGCCAAAAACCCUUGGGAGAAUACUUUCUCUUCCUGAGUACAACUUUUCUCCUCUAGAAAGUCCUGGAAGGGAUUUAGAGCAUCAUUCUGUGACUGCACAGGCAAGAUUUUCUUCCUCAGACAAAACUAGGGAGGUUAGUGAGGAUAAUUUGUCCCCCAAACCAGCAACAUGUAUUGGUCUUGCAGAUCAGGAAAUCAACAAGUCAGAGAAGCAGUCAAACAUUUGUGAUGAAAGCUCUAACAAUAAAGUACAAGAAAUUAAGACGGUGUCGAAUCUCUCCCAUGAUGUUGAUCAUGUCGAUACAUCUGAAGCCUGUUAUCCUGUUAGAGAUGAGAUAGUUACUGAAGGUAAUGUAGAAUCUGCGAAAGAGAAAAAUGAUUUGGAAUUGUCCUUGAAUCCAAAUGGCUUCAUCACAGGAAAGGACCAAAAUAUUGAUAUCUCGGAAAUUCCUGAUGGUGCAGGAUGUUCUGAACGUUUGAAUCAGGACAUAACAGAAGAGAACCAGCCAUCAUCUCCACCGCCAUCUCCUCACUUUUCUGUCACUAAGAAAAUUGAAGAGCUAGAAAAUGGUACAGAUGUAUCUGAGCGACCGAGUCCUGUAUCUGUUCUUGAUACAUCAUUCUCGGAUGAUGACUUUUGCCCUGGGCACUCCAGAUGUGAGCCUGUUAAAUUACCAGUACAAGCCCGACAAAUUCAAUUUGAAGAACAUGACUGUUCACCUCCAGAACAAUUUGACAGAGGAAAAUAUUGUUUUGAAGAAAGUGAAUUGAUAUAUGACUACAUUAAAGCUGUCUUGCAUGCCUCUGGCUUGACUACGGAUCAGUUGUUGAUGAAAUGCCUUUCCUCAGACAAGAUACUGGAUCCUUCCUUGUUUGAUCAAGUAGAGUACUUCUCGAACCUGCUUUGCCACGAUCAGAAGCUCCUAUUUGACUCUAUCAAUGAAGUUCUCAUGGAGAUUUGUCAGCAUUACUUUGGGGCCUCACCUUGGGUUUCAUUUGUAAAUCCUAGCACGAGGCUAACUCCAAGUAUGAAAAGGGUUACUUUAAAGGUCUGGGAAGGAGUGUGCUGGCAUAUCCUUCCCUUGCCCCCACCGCGCACUUUAGAGCAAAUUGUUAGGAAAGACAUGGCAAGAAGGGGGACAUGGAUGGACCUUGGACUUGAUGCGGAAACAAUUGGUUUUGAAAUGGGUGAGGACAUACUUGGUGAACUGAUGGAGGACACCAUUUUGAGCCUUGUGAGUGAAAGUCCAGAAAGUAAAUGUUUCUCUGCUUCUAUUUGAGGGAAAGAACAAUGAGAACAGCUUCCACUUGUAAAAGACAACUCACUGCCUUUUGAUCAUGCAAGAUGUUAAAGGAAUUCAUAUGUGUGAGGUGAAAUGAAAGUAGAUAGGGGAUGAAAAUCGAUCAGAAAGAAUAAUAGAGUUAUAGACUUCUUUAAAGCAUACUUGGACCUUGGUACUGUUUCUUUUCACCCUAUCUGACUAUUUUGAUAUUGGAUUAGUAUAAUGUGAACAAGGAUACAAAAAAUAAGUCACAAGAAGUAAAUGAGGAGCCAGUGGCAAUUGCUUCUUGCAAAAGUGAAAAGCUAAGCUUGUUUACAAUGACAAACAGACAAAGCAACAGUUUUAUUCAGUGUGACUCACUUCACCCAGUGAAGGCCAAAGGUGUUUGAUUGUAGAGUUUGUAAAGUUUGAUUUGCUGAUCCCAUUAGAUGGUGUGUUGUAAUUUUGUUUGUAUCAUCCUUUGUAUAUUUGCUUUUUGGUUAACCUAUUGACUUCACAAAGUUUGGAAAUAAUGUACACUCGGCUAUCUGUGGUUUCGGAGUGAAGAACUGAGCAGAAAUAUGAAUGACACGUGAGAAUAAAGAAACUUAGAAAGCUGCAGCAUGCCUUAAAAAUGCCAAUGUGAAUUAUUGUUCUUGGUUUCGCUUC